AUGAAUCACCUACAUCCACAGUGGAGCUCUGAGUAUCUCCAGACCCCGGACAGAACCUACUGGAAAGAUGUAGAAGUCUACUUUGGAUCCUCAGUACACGUGUGUCAGAACUUACACCUGCUGCCCAAUCUGAGGUGGAUCCAAACGGCGGAGGCAGGAGUUGAUGCAGUGCUGAAGAUCAAACGGGACCUGCCACCCGGGAUCACGGUGACCCGUAACGCCAUGACGUUCCAAUCUCCGAUCUCCCAGUAUGUCAUUGGUCAAAUCAUCUCUGCCAACAUGAACUUCCGACACUUUCAGAGGCAGCAAAACCAACGCACGUGGGACAGGCAUGUGUACAUCUUAGACAUCACUUAUAAAUGA
This is a messenger RNA of Haliotis rubra (blacklip abalone), 363 nucleotides long. RefSeq lists its product as uncharacterized. Bases 1 to 363 code for a protein of 120 amino acids. The transcript has 4 exons. NCBI's taxonomy places the organism in Eukaryota, Metazoa, Mollusca, Gastropoda, Lepetellida, Haliotidae. The record is from RefSeq and is a predicted model, not a curated record.